This is a messenger RNA of Corythoichthys intestinalis (scribbled pipefish), 2343 nucleotides long. It is a transcript of the gene gls2a, whose product is annotated as glutaminase 2a (liver, mitochondrial). Gene Ontology annotation, biological process: L-glutamine catabolic process. Gene Ontology annotation, molecular function: protein binding; glutaminase activity. Bases 92 to 1921 code for a protein of 609 amino acids. The transcript is spliced from 18 exons. The record is from RefSeq and is a predicted model, not a curated record. NCBI's taxonomy places the organism in Eukaryota, Metazoa, Chordata, Actinopteri, Syngnathiformes, Syngnathidae.
ACACCACAGUACUGGUCAUCGUAGUCUCUACAAACUACUGGGCGGGAAAUCAACUUUUUAAUUUAUUAAAGUUUUAGUCCUACUUAAUGCAAUGCAUUGUUUGAAAACUCUUAGGACAGUCAACCCCGCAGUCUUGCAGUUGUUGAAAAAUGCAGGAAUCGUGACAAGAAUUGGAGCUGACAGCAGUGUUUUGUCCAGGACGCAACAAACUGGUUUUUUGCCAUGCCGUGUCACAGCAUCACCUCACACUCAAAGGAACCUUCAUCACCAAACCGAUGCUGAUGUAGACGAGGGACACACCAACAGUAGUAGGUUGAUGUCCAGUAUGGAGGAUCUACUUUUCUACACCAUCACCGACGGCAAAGAGAUGAUCCCCAUCUCGCAGUUCAUAUCAGCUUUGAGAAAAACAGGUCUGUGGACAUCUGACCCUCGGCUACGUGACUGUAUGCGCCAGAUUCGCCAAGUCACACUUGACUCUCUGGGCCCCGUCAUGAUGGACAAAACCCUCUUCAGAAGGUGUGUAGGUAACAACAUUAUGUUGCUGACGAAGGCCUUCCGAAAAAUGUUCAUCAUUCCAGACUUUCAAGUGUUCACUCAGAAGAUCAAUGAAUUAUACGACAGUGCACAAGAGCAAGAUGGAGGACAUGUAGCUGAUUAUAUUCCUCAGCUUGCCAAAUUCAGCCCUCACCUGUGGGGUGCGUCGCUUUGCACCAUUGACGGACAAAGACACUCAGUGGGUGACACCAAGGUUCCCUUCUGUCUUCAGUCUUGUGUCAAGCCACUGGAGUACGCCAUCGCUGUUCACGAGCUCGGAGGCGAGCACGUACACCAAUAUGUGGGCAAGGAGCCCAGCGGGUUCAGGUUUAACAAUCUGUCCUUGAAUGAUGAAGAUAGGCCACACAAUCCAAUGGUGAAUGCCGGAGCAAUCGUUAUCAGCUCUUUAAUAAAGCCUAACUCAAACAAAGCGGAAAGGUUCGACUAUGUAAUGGAAUUUUUUAAGCGAACAGCUGGAACAGAGUAUGUUGGCUUCAGCAAUGCAACGUUCCAGUCAGAGAGGGAGACAGGUGAUAGGAAUUAUGCAAUUGGUUAUUACCUCAAGGAGAAAAAGUGCUUCCCUGAGAAUUCUGACAUGACUGCUGCCCUUGACUUCUACUUUCAGCUGUGCUCCAUCGAGAUGACAUGCGAGUCAGGUAGCGUCAUGGCGGCCACCCUGGCAAAUGGAGGCAUUUGUCCAACCACGGGCGAACGCGUGCUGAGCACGGAGGCCGUUCGCAACACUCUGAGUCUUAUGCAUUCUUGUGGGAUGUACGACUUCUCCGGACAGUUUGCCUUCCAUGUUGGCUUGCCCGCCAAAUCUGGGGUUUCAGGAGCCGUGCUCCUGGUGGUCCCGAAUGUCAUGGGUAUGAUGUGUUGGUCCCCCUCUUUGGACCGCCUGGGGAACAGCGUGCGCGGCAUUCACUUCUGUCAGGAGCUGGUUUCUCAUUUUAACUUCCACAAUUACGACAACCUGAGACACUUCACCAAGAAACAUGACCCCAGAAGAAGCAUGGAUGACGAGCCUAACAAGUCAGUCAUAAACUUGAUGUUUGCGGCCUACAGCGGCGAUGUCGCUACUCUCAGGAGGUUUGCUCUCUCAACUUUGGACAUGGAGCAGAGAGACUACGACUCUCGAACAGCUCUCCAUAUAGCUGCCUCAGAAGGUCAUGUAGAAGCUGUGAUCUUCCUAACUGAAGAAUGUAAAGUUAAUCCUUUCAUCAAAGAUAGAUGGGGGAACACUCCUCUAGAUGAUGCCGGACAGUUUGGCCAUCAUGUCAUCGCCAACAUCUUGCAGCAGUACCAGCACGUGUACAACGACAGUGAAUCGUCAGACUACAAGGAGGAGCAGAAGACCAAUGUGGACACGCUGAAGAGCCUCAACUGAGGAUCACAUGAGGUUUAAAUGUAAACUUGAGCACUUGAAAGGUAGCAGCGUUGAAUGUAGAGUUUCAGAUAUAGUUGAGGCAACUUACGCUGUAACUGCUCUCUUGGAGGGAAAGAUCAGUUCAUAUUUUAACCACAUUUUUAAUACUGUAGUUUGGGGAGUUGGGAAAAUAAGCUCAUAGUAACACCAAAGAAAUAUAAUGCAAGGGAAGGAUACAGCACAAUGAACUACAACAAUAGUAGUGAAAAUAUUGUUAAAUCAAUAACUGAGUGACUUGUCAGUAUUAUUAUUUAUAGUUCUUUUAUUCAAUUCUAUUUAACCGUGCAGAUGUAAUUGAUGUUAAUUGAGGGUACAGUGUAUCACAAAAGUGAGUACACCUCUCACAUUUCUGCAGAUAUUUAAGUAUAUCUUUUCAUGGGACA